This is a messenger RNA of Nyctereutes procyonoides (raccoon dog), 5444 nucleotides long. Its product is annotated as lung adenoma susceptibility protein 2 homolog. The transcript is spliced from 7 exons. The record is from RefSeq and is a predicted model, not a curated record. Gene Ontology annotation, cellular component: plasma membrane; Golgi apparatus. Lineage: Eukaryota; Metazoa; Chordata; Mammalia; Carnivora; Canidae. The coding region runs from base 122 to 1747 and encodes 541 amino acids. Gene Ontology annotation, biological process: activation of protein kinase B activity.
UUUGCAUAUUUAGUAAUUUCUCUUUAUAAGACUAUUACUCCUUUUAAUGGAAUCUUAACCUUUUGUUUUUCUGUUACAGUUUUUUUUUUCCUGUUACAGUUUUUAAGAGAAAUGAAUAGAAAUGACCCAUUUUGAAGAAGCCAUGGCAAAAUCAAUUCCAAAACACAGAGUUUGUUCUCGGGAAUCUUCAGUGUCUUCUCUGUUAGCAAGCUGCAGCCUGAGUGGUAGUAAUUCCUCUAACUCUGAUGGCUCUUUUCAGUAUAAGAAUAAACUGUAUAGUUCUGCGUCUCAGGCUCUGCAGGCCUACAUUGAUGAUUUUGAUUCAAGCCACCAAAUGUAUCCUGGUGCAAGCACGGGAAAGUUUAACGCUGGUAGAUGUUCUGCUCAUGUGCCAGAAUUCUCCACCUGUAUUUAUAAAGCAAACAAUGCUUUUGAAAAUCUUGAUCCCAAAAAGAGCUCUUCAUCCUUAUUUUGUAGAAGAAAGACUAUUAAUGACAUAGACUCCAUUAGCCUAACAACUGAUGAUCUAUUAAAACUUCCAGCAGAUGGAUCAUUUUCUUUCACUAACAUUGGAUUAAGUCACCGAAUUAGCAAGAAAAACAAGAAGUGCAUUGGAAGACUGAGUUCAUGGGAUACUGAAAAGAAACAAAAUUUUCAAGAACCUUCCACUCCUUUGUGCAAGGAUAACAUAAUUACUCCUGUUAUAUAUACAAAUAUAAAUGGAAAGCAUCGUGGUAGGCUAAAAAACCCAAAACUUGUGAAUAAGACUAAUAAAUGCAUUUCAGAACCAUCUUUAUCAUUUUCCAAGAAAUUGUCUUUCAAGGACAGUUCAGAACACAAUUGUGAAAAGAAUUACCCAAGAUGGCUCACUAGCCAGAAAUCUGACCUUAAUGUUUCAGGAAUAACUAGUCUACCUGACUUCACAUACCCAGUCUGGCUCCAUCAUCAAGACUUGCUACCUGAUACAAAGAGUCAAAGGAUUUCUAAAAUAUUUAAAGAAGAACAGUGUUCCCCUAGGCAUAGUUACCAGGCACAAAGAACUUCUCGACUUAUGAAUAAAUUAGAUUGUUUUGAAUACUCUUUUGAACCCUCAAACAUUUCAGAUUCCUUGAGUGAUGAUAAAGGAUUAAUUAAUGAAUGUAAAUGUGAUUCUGAACAUAGCCAAUGUCAGUGUGAGAAUCCAGUUCUCCCAGGACCAACCAAAAAGCCCUUCAGUGGUGACAAGAUUGAAUUGCUUAUCCUGAAGGCCAAGAGAAAUCUAGAGCAUUGUACUGAAGAGUUACCGAAGUCUACAAAAAAGGAUGAUAGUCCUUGUUCAUUAGAUAAACUUGAAGCAGAAAGAUCAUGGGAAAAUAUUCCUGUUACUUUCAAGUCUCCUGUUCCUGUUAACUCUGAUGAUAGUCCUCAACAAACUUCACAAGCAAAGUGUGCUAACGGGUUCCUUGAAGAUUUUUUAAAUAAUGAUAAUCAGAGUUGUACCCUUUCUGGAGGGAAACAUCAUGGUCCUGUUGAAGCCCUAAAACAAAUGUUAUUUAAUCUUCAAGCAGUACAAGAAAGUUUUAAUCAGAAUAAAACAGCAGAACUGAGAGAAGAGAUUAAGCAAGUUUCAGAAGACAAUUUCUCUAAAUUGCAGUUGAAGGAAAAUAUGGUUCCUAUUACUAGGUCACUUCAAAAGGCUUUGCACCAUUUAUCUCGCCUGCGAGACCUGGUUGAUGAUACCAGUGGGAAACAGUCACCGAAAAUGUGAAGAGGAAAAUAAAACAGUCCAACCAAUAAAUAGUCACCACAGAACAAAGAUGUAUUUUUUUCCUAGUGCUUAAACUGAUAAAUUAUAAGCCAUAUAUUAUUCUGUGAUUGGUUCAAGUAGUAUAUAUUUUUUAAAAAAACAAACUUGAAAACGUACAUAGAUUUUGUGACCUAUCUUCAUUUUAUGCCAAAAUACCAGAAUGUGAACUGGAAGGACCCACACUGUGUCCUGCAGUCGGACUUUGGUUUUCAGGCCAGCACAUAUCGAAUAUUCAGUGAUGGAUGAUGUCUGUUAUUGAAGCGUAUGUGGACUUAAUCUUGAGCAUCUUCAUCAUUUUAUCAUCUGGUUCUGGAUUAUUAAGCAACUCUUCCUGGUUUCUGUCCAAAAUCUCUUAAGUAGACCUUUUUAUACAAUUAGCAUCUACUUUUAAGUAGGUUAAAGGAGUAUCAAAAUUGUUAUGGUGUAUCUUAUGCAUGUGGAAGUAUGUUACUCUUAAUUUUUAUAAAUAUUUAAUAUAGUUUUUGCAAAUAAGAAUGGGGUGAUGCAGUGGUAAAAGAUAUGUUUUAUGUUGUGAAAUCCAAGAGAAAACCUUAAUUAAUGCUUUGAUUUUGAAUCUAUGUAAGAUAAUUUUGAUACUACUGGACAGUUUAUAAAACAUUUUUGGGGAGUAUAUUUGAGAAUUUAAUAUUUUGAUACUAUAUUAUUUCCCACAUUUUAGUUUUGGGGUUAGCUCCAAAAGUUAUGAGUAAAAGUAAAAGUUAUGAGAUCAGUGCCUAAUCUCUUUAUGCAAUUUUUAAAGUAAACUUAAAAUGAAUGUAAAAUCCAAAAGCAACUGUAUUACAAAGCUGUUUUGUAAGAGCUGAACUUUCUUUAAAGCAAUCUGUAGUUUGUCUCUAGCUGGAACUGAGCAGAGUUCUGUAAUUUUACAUUUUCUACCAAGUAAACAUCUAAUACGAAAGCAUCUUUGCCAACAAAACUAGGAAUUAAAUCAUAACGCAUGUUUAAAAAGCCCGAUGAAAUGAAAAAAUUUGUAUGUAUGCAUACAAACAGUACAAAUUAACACUGCCCAAAUUGUAGCAUCUUUGCUAGGUAGCUUUACUGUCAAAUAGAAAUUUCUAAGUACAUUGUGUUGAAGAAUUUUUUUCCUCCAAAUUGGAAGCAUUAUUUAAGACUUUUGCUAUAAACUUAGAUGUCAAAACUGUAUAGAGUGAACUCUGUUAUUUUUUUCUUGGCCAGUGAGUCAGAAUUCCCACUAUACAGUUGUUUUUACCCAGUUUGAGAGUGACUUGCCAUUAAGUUUUGUUUACUCUGUGGAGGUAUUUCUGCCACUAACAUUUUAUUUUCUGAUUAUUGCCUUCUACUUCAAAACACAGUUUGCAUGUAAUCGAACAUGGUUACUUGGAUGAUGAAAGUAUGGCUGGCUGUUAAAAAUGCAGAUUUUAAGUGGGUGAACAUGAGGUGGAUCUGAGUUGAUCAUGUUCCUUCCAGGCCUUGCUAGAUCCACCGUUAGACAAAUUCUGUAGAAGACAGGGAAGGUGACUACAUCAGAUAAUUAUUCUAUUUGCAUAGAUGUUGAUCAGACCUACUAUUUAGUAUGCCUGAAAAGCAUUUCCAAAGGAUUAUGCUAUACUGACUGUCAGGCUGUUCAUGGAUUUGGUUAGUGCUGUCAUUUCCAAGAAAAUGUCUCCAAUGCUAAAUAAGAUAAGCCGCCUAAAUUUUUAUAUUUAUAACUAAUAUUCUAAGAAACUUGAUUAUACUUAAAGGAGUAUUUUUCCUAUUGUGUUAAAUAUGGAAGCCUAGUCAUUUACCUUAAAAGGGAAUUAACUUUAUUAAAAUGAUUAAUUCCAUCUUUUUUAAAAAAGAAAUGUAUAGGAGAGUCAACUAAGAACAAUCUAAAUGAUAAAUGAUCAUGAAAUUCUCUAAAGAAUUAGUUACAUGUUAAAUAUUUAAGUAUUUUUUAGUGUGAGUUAUCCAGAGGUAAAAGGGUGACAACUGUAUGAGACUGCUGAGUUGUAAAUUAAAAGCAGAACAAUUACAAGUUUUAAAAAUUGGAGUGGGAAUAUAAAUUUUUAUUAAUCCAUUACUUUUAGGUAUAUUUAAAAGUGUUAGAAAAAGAAUUUUAAUAAGAUUUCAGAUUUUUAGCUGAGUAUGAAAAAAAUUUAACAAUCCUAAUUCCAAAAUUUUUUUGGGAUAAAAGUGUAAUAAGUCUAUGAAGACUUAAAACUCAACUGUAUAUUAUUGUCCUAGGAACUUUACUUUCAGUAUUUCUGUGUUGGCACAUUUCAGCUUCAUAUGGAGACUUCUGACCAAAUAGAGGAACACUAUCUUGGGUUUGUUUGGGUUAUAUGUCUCUCUAGUUUUGUUAUUUCUUAUUUAAAGUUAUAAAUGUGGAUUUUUUUGGUAUUCUGUUUAAUGUUUAGAGUAACAUUAUAUACAAUUCUACAAAAAUAUUUUUUAAAGAAACAUCAUGAAAGAUAUUCCCCCUUAAGUUUCAAACACAUGGAAUCACUCAUAGAUUUGAAUUUUUGUUUCAUCCUUCCUGUUCCAAAGUUCACUGUGUCUCAAAAACUGUUUGGUGGAAGUGCUAUCAAGAAGUGAACGUGCCAAAAGGCAAGUAUUAUGAAAAGAGAUAGGCAAAAAGCCAAUAAAAUUGAUAAUUUCUGAGCAACAAGUUUCUUCAGGUGUGAAAGACUUUGUAUCUUUCUAUCCCAUUUAUUGAUUGGAUGUUUUAUCAUGAUUAUAUGUCCUGUUGGGUUGUGAUACUUAAUCUUAAAAUGACUGAUGCAAACCUGGGCUUAAACCUGAACCAUAUAUUGAGGUUUAUAUUGUUCCAUCUUUCCCCCUUGAUAUUUGAAAUUAUUCCCUUCCUAUUUCUCUGUAUUUUUUCUUCUUAUUUUCAUCUGUGGCUAAGAUCAUCUUCCUUUUUUGAACAAAAGUUUCUUUGCUUUUUACCCUCCCAGUUUGUUCUACAUUGUUUUACGCUAGACCCGACGUAUGUAACAGCUUCUCUCCCAGGGUAGCAGCCUUUCUACCUGUGUAACCACUUCGUCGUCCUUCAUAACCUUGACUAGAAGGAGCCUGUUGGCCUCCUCACACCUCUUUCCACCUGGAACAUUCCUUCCCCUCACUCCGCCCUUGCAGUGAGGACAGGCUGGCCGGUUCGUAAGACACCGUUGCAGCACCACCGCCCUGACGUCACUAAUGCAUUUCAGAAAUUUGCUGUGGUUCAGCUGCUUUACCCCUAUCCUCCCAGACUUUCUAUGUAUGUUCUCACCUCUGGGCGUAUUAUUUCCUAUACUUGAAAUAGUUUUCUUUCAUUCUGGUUUUGUAAAGCUUACUCCACCAUUUCUUUUAAAGCUCUGACCAAAUGUGCAUUUUUCCCAAAAUAUUCUAACCUUUUUUCAGGCUUGGUACUUUGGCUUCCUUUUUCCAUACCCAUCACUCAUUUAGCUAUUAUAUUUGUUUUUGUAUUGAAAAGUGUCUCUAUCACAUUGUAUCCCUAGGGGAGAAAAUGUCUCAAAAGUUAAAGGACUAGGGCAGCCGGGUGGCUCAGUGGUUUAGCGCAGCCUUCAGCCCAGGGCCUGACCCUGGGAUCCGGGACCGAGUCCCGCAUCCAGCUCCCUGCGAGGAGCCUGCUUCUCCCUCUGCCUGUGUCUCUGCCUCUCCCUCUGUGUUUUCUCAUGAAUAAAUAAAAAUC